GAGGCUUUUCACUUCGCAUCUCAAGUUUCAGUCUAUGGCGGUCUUCGUUCCCUUUCCACACACGCGAGGGUUUGGAAGUUCAAACUUGGAACUUUGAAGUGAGAACGCUUGGACUGCCUUGAAGAGACAGUCCGUGAACCGUAGCAUCAGUGUGACGCUUUCUAGGUCUAAUUCCCACCCGUCUGUCGAUUACUAGUUUCUAAGUCCUAGCCGUGUGACACUCCCUAAUUCCUCGCCGUGUGCUAUCUAAUUCCUAGCAUUGUGACGCUUCCUAGUUCCUGGCUGUGUGACACUCCCUAACCGUAGUUUGAGACUAAAGUUCAGUCUUUCGCUUUUGUCUUCGCCUCACCAAUCCCGCGUUUCGAACUCUACCUGACCAUCGGAAGUACCAGCGUACCAGAGCAGCAGGAAGCGGGUUGGAAAAAAAUAAAAAUAAAAACCGAGGAAGCGAUACAACAGCUUCUACUCCUAAGCGACUCCAACAUCCUUCCAGAGAUCAAUCAGUCGUUACAAAUGGACGGCAAUCCAUACGGCCAUCAUCAUCGCCGUCAUCACCGUCGGAGCCAGCUUCCCUAUGCCGACCCACAAGCUCUCGGAGCCAACGACGACUUCACCUCCCCAUGGCCACCGGCUGCUAGUGGUGUUCCCGGCGGCGGUAUCGCCGGCGGUAUCGCUGGUAACAUUGCCGGCGGUAUCGCUGGUAACAUUGCCGGCGGUAUCGCUGGCGUGUCCCCCGCUUCCGCCUCCACCGCUGUUUCCAUCUCCCAGUUCCUCCCCACUCACUCGCCGGUCGUUUCCGCCUUCGGCGCAGCUCGUUCCGCCGCGGAGCAUUCCGCGGGCGCCGUGCAGCCGUUUCUGCGGAAUGAAGCGCAUUCUUCCGCGCCUUCCGCGCAGUCUGCUCUUGAGUUCGCCCUGCUUGAAUCGCAGCUGCUAUCCGCAGUCGCGCAGCAAGCGUCGCAGCAGCAGUCUCAGCAACCGUCGCAUCUGCUGUCGCAGGAUGUGUAUCAGGAAGAGCAGUUGAGUCACCAGGCGCCCUCGCGGCGAAGUCAGCAUCAGCCGCAGCAGUUCCAGCAGCAGCAGCAGUAUUCUUAUCAGCAGCAGCAGCAGCAGCGGCAGGGGGAGCAGCAGUUUUUGCAGCACCAGUUUCAGCUGCACGAACAGCAGCAGCAGCAGCAGCAGCAACAGCCGCAGCUGUUCCAGCAACAUCUCUUCCAGCAGCAGCCGCAGCAGUCGCAGCAGCAGCAGCAGCAGCAGCAGCAGCAGCAGGCGCCAGUAGCGGAUCAGCAGCAAGUGCUUCAGUAUCUCGUGCAACAGCAGCGAAACGUCCAGUCGGCCACAAACUGGCAGCAGCAGCAGCCGCAGCAGCAAGGGUACGAGCAGCAGGGCCCAUCAGAGCCGUACCAGCAGCAGCAGGUUUACCGGCAGCAGCAGGUGCAGCAGCCACAGGAGCAAUUGCAGAUUGAGCAGCAGCAGCAGGUAGAUCAGCCGUAUUUUCUCGAGUUCAUGCAGCAGCAGCAGCAGCAGCAGCAGCAGCAGCAGCAGCAGCAGCAGCAGCAGCCACAUGAUCAGCAGCAACCGCAGUUGCCGCAGGAGCAGCAGGAGGUGGGGCAGCAUGCAGAGGAGAACGAGUUUCAGACCCAACAGCUUCCGUUCUACACCCAGCAGCAGCAUGAAGGGGCGGCGGAGGAUGAGGAGGGGGAGGAGGAAGACGAGGAGGAGGAAGAGGAGGAGGUUGACGGGGAGUAUCAGGAGGAGGAGCAGCAGCACGAGCUGCAGGGAGACUUGUCCCUUGUAGGCUCGGCAGUGGCAGGCUUGGAACUUGUAGGUUCGGCAGUGGCUGACCUAGCAGCGGACGGAGCAGACGCGUUUGAUCUGGACGAGGUUGAGGUGGCUCGACUGGAAGGGGAGGCGGAGGAGGGGGAGGGAGAGGGACAGAGGGUUGAAAGAGGAGUUGGGUUUGAGGGGGAUGGGGACCGUGGUGGGAAAUUGGGUGUGAAAGAGAGCAGGAAGAGAAGCCUGGAGGAAUUGGACCAGGAGGGGGAAGAGGAGGAAGGGGAUGAGGAGGUAGACGGAGAGGGAGAGCAGGAAGGAGAGGAGGUGACGGAGGAGGAUGGAGCGAGUGAUGAAGCGUCUCUCGUCCGCCCAUCCUUUCGCACAACUCCCUCCCCUCUCCUCUGCUCCGAAGCAGACUUCCAGAAGCUCUUAUCCUGCAUCGAGACCGCUUCUAACGAGGACGCCAUAGCCAUGGUUCUCCUGCUCCUUCUGGAGGAGCAGCGUGCCGCCAAGGAAUCCUCCUCCUUCCUGAAACGGCUCCGAGUGAUUCGCGCAGAGUACAACCUUCGCCACCACUCCCUCGUCCGCUCCAUCCAGCUCAAUCUGAAUCGAGAUGUCGCAGACAAUGAUGCGAUCUGCCAGCAGGAGAUCCAACGGCUGAGGCGCGUCUGCGAGGCUGGCAUGACAGCUGGCGCGACGCUUUCGCAGCACCAGAUGGUCCACACGCGGAUCUGGACGCGUCCACGCUCCCGCGCCUGGUGGGAGGAGUGUAUUGACCCGAGUUACCCUUCGGAAGCGUUCCGGAAGGCGUUCCGAAUGAGCCGGGAGACGUUUAUGGAGCUCUGUGGCAUGCUGGGACCGCUGAUUGUGAAAAAGUCAACCAAAAUCAGGAAAGCAAUUUCCGUGGAUAUUAGGCUUGGAGCUUCGCUCUGGCGCCUGGCCACAGCCGAGCCUCUCCAUCUGAUCUCCAGGAGGUUUGGGCUUGGGCAGACCACCGUGCAUUUCGUCUCUAAUGACGUUCUCAAGGCGCUGAACGAAGUUGUUCUGCCUAAGGUUGUCGUUUGGCCCGAGCUGGGCAGUGCUCGGGCAGCUGAAAUUUCAUCCAAGUUUCUCGAAGUGUGCGGGUUGGAUCACGCCUCUUCUGUAGCUCAGCAGCUGGGGAACGGGCAGCUGAUAGGAACGCUCUACACCACGCACCUCCCCAUCAACACGCCGCGAUCGAACCUCGCUAAGUAUCACAACAAGCAGCACACAGAGCGGUUCGCCCGGCCAUCCUACUCCAUCGCCAUGCAGGCAGCUGUUGACGCGAAGGGGCAGUUUUUAGACCUUUGCAUUGGGCUGCCCGGAGCGCUUUCUGAUGAAGAGGUCCUGCAGCAGUCGACUCUUUACCAGAAAGGGCAGGCUGGGGAUUUGAAGGGAGCGAAGCUGAUUGGCUCUCGGUCUUACCCUCUCCAGGAUUGGCUGCUGGUCCCGUACGGCCAAUCAGACAGCGCCACAUGGUACCAGACCACGUUCAAUGAGUGCAUCGAGAAGGGGACUGCAGUGGGAAAGGACACGAUUGGCCGGCUGAAAGGGCGAUGGAGGAUUCUGCUGAGGCGGGCGGAGGGGAAAUUGCACGAGUUACCCCGUUUGGUGGGGGCAUGCUGCGCGCUGCACAAUUUCUUGGAGCAGAAGGGUGAGGCGUUUGACCCUGACUGGGCGUACGACGCCUUUGAUGACUUUAUUCCUGCGAAGAGGGCGGAUGAGGAGUCGCCGGCUGCAGUGGCGGAGAGGGAUGCGCUGGCACAGAGCAUGUUCCAGGCUGUGCACGGGUGGGAGGGGGAUGCUGCCAACACGCUCUGAGGUGUGAAGUGUGGAUGCGAGGAGUUGCAGGCAGGCCCUCAGAUUCGUUUUAGGCCAUGCUGAUUGAUCAGUGUCGAUCUCAAAAAACACCCUGAAAAUAAGUUUUUGGUAGUGGUUUUCUUACGGGUUGGCCCUGGUUCUUUCGUUUU
Closterium sp. NIES-67 is the source of this 3764-nucleotide messenger RNA. The record is from the annotation of a GenBank genome assembly. Lineage: Eukaryota; Viridiplantae; Streptophyta; Zygnematophyceae; Desmidiales; Closteriaceae.